Messenger RNA from Talaromyces marneffei, 1122 nucleotides. RefSeq lists its product as uncharacterized. The transcript has 8 exons. The coding region runs from base 1 to 1122 and encodes 373 amino acids. The record is from RefSeq and is a predicted model, not a curated record. NCBI's taxonomy places the organism in Eukaryota, Fungi, Ascomycota, Eurotiomycetes, Eurotiales, Trichocomaceae.
AUGAAAACCUUGACUCUCAGUCUCGCUACCUUUACAAGUUCUAUAACGUUUGCUUCAGCAGCAACCAAAGUAUGCCAGAACUACAAGAUCCCCUUGACAGUCACAUCUGAGAACUUCGUCUAUGAUAUGCCAUAUUUCGCAGACAACUACGAUGUAGUAGACUGGAUCUCGAAUUUUGGUAGUCGUACUGCUUCUGUGGACUACCACCCAUUCUCGAACACAAAACAGAACCAGACAGCAUCAUACACAAUCUCCGCUACGUUUUGUACACCUAAGGAUCCAGAAGCAGCAUAUAAGGAUACAGUGCUUUUUGCUACUCAUGGUCUAAACUUCGACAACCGUUAUUGGGCCUCUGAAAUCCAGCCCGAUAACUAUAGCUUUGUUGACUACGCCAUCAAUAGAGGAUACUCAAUCUUCUAUUACGAUAGACUUGGGGUCGGAGCAUCCACUAAAGUCUCUGGCUACACCAAUCAACUGCCCAUUCAAAUCGAAAUUGCCACGCAGCUUAUUAUUUCUAUCAAGUCUUCAAAAUAUACGGGUUCCCUCGGCAAGCCGGAUUCUCUCGUUGUGGUCGGACAUAGUUUUGGGAGUGCGAUUUCGGCCGGAACUGUGGCUGCUAAUCCUGAAAUUUGCGAUGCCCUUAUUUUGACUGGCUUCAGUUAUAACGGCUCAAAUCCGGUUGGUUUUGUAGAAGCAGCACAGCUACGUAUUGCAUCAUCUGAAGACCCCCGUUGGAGAAAGUUGGAUACUGGUUAUCUGUUACCGGUCGAUAUCUAUUCCAAUGUCAAUACGUUUUUCAAGAAACCAGACUACGAUCUCAAUGUGGUUCGAUACGCAGAUAGCAUCAAGCAGCCCCUAGGUCUUGUUGAAGUCUUGACGGGAGCCUCCAGCAACCUCUCGCCUUCGGAAUUCACAGGGAAAGCAAUGGUAAUUGCUGGCCAAUACGACUUUAUCUUUUGCACGGGACAAUGCGACGAUGUCAUCGAAUAUCCAGCCGCAAAUGUGUUUGCGAAAGCCAAAGAUUUCAAAGCCAUCAGUUAUCCUGGGGCCGGCCACGGUCUAAACUUUGCACUGAAUGCAACUGGAGCGUACGCGGAAAUCUUUGACUUCUUGGAGAAGUGA